Messenger RNA from Strongyloides ratti, 342 nucleotides. RefSeq lists its product as hypothetical. The record is from RefSeq and is a predicted model, not a curated record. The transcript has a single exon. The coding region runs from base 1 to 342 and encodes 113 amino acids. Lineage: Eukaryota; Metazoa; Nematoda; Chromadorea; Rhabditida; Strongyloididae.
AUGUCAUUUAAUAAUGAAGCUGUUAAUGAAUCAAAAGAAUGUGUAAAGUCAUUAGGAAGAAUAAUAAUUGAUCAUUUAAAUAUUUUUGAAAAUGUUCGUAAAUUAUACAACAACGUUCUUCAUGGAGAUGGGAGAUCAGUAUUUAGAAGCACAGUAAAGGUAACAUUUAAUGUAAUAUUAUUAUAUUCAUUAAGAAAAAUGAUGUUUCCAAUUUUACUUGCAUUGGCUGUUUUUACAAUUCCUAAGUUCUUCUUGACACCUAAACAAAAAAAACGUUAUAUCAUUGAAGCCAAUGGAAAUGAAGUAAUUAUCAUUGAAAAGGGAAGUAAUUUUCAGAUGUAA